Penicillium brevicompactum is the source of this 1509-nucleotide messenger RNA. Its product is annotated as mitochondrial 37S ribosomal protein mS29. Gene Ontology annotation, cellular component: mitochondrial small ribosomal subunit. Gene Ontology annotation, molecular function: structural constituent of ribosome. NCBI's taxonomy places the organism in Eukaryota, Fungi, Ascomycota, Eurotiomycetes, Eurotiales, Aspergillaceae. Bases 1 to 1509 code for a protein of 502 amino acids. The transcript is spliced from 2 exons. The record is from RefSeq and is a predicted model, not a curated record.
AUGGCCUCCUCGUGGUGCUGGAACUGCCUCUCGAGGCUCCGGCUCACACCGCAAGCACUCACUCCGUCCGCAACACCCCGGAUUUCGAACGCCCCCUUCCAUUCCACCGCGCUGAAAUAUGGCAUACCGCCCAAGAAAAAGACCAGCUCUCAAACUGUUCAGAAGCAUCGAGUGUCUGCCAGCAUCAGAAAGAAGAAGAAGAGGCCCGAGCGUAGCGGUGGUGGUGGUGGUGGCCGCUCCAUGGCUCCUGGCGAGCGCAAAGCCAUGAGGAAACGCAUUGUCCUGAGCAACCCCAAUGCCCUUGAGGUUGAGGGUAUGAACGAUCUUUCUGUGGAGACAAUGGUCGAUUCCCGUCUCCGUGGCAGCGUUCUUGGACUUCCUCUGCCCAUGAUCGAUCAAUUGAGAGCUGUGCAAGCUUUCAAGCCUAAGCAGGGCUGGUCCAUAUUCCGGCGCCCUGGAACCGUCCUCCGCCGCGAUACCAUUGAGAUGGGCCGUUUGUUUGAGGAGAUCUCUGGGGAGACAGAGACCCCCAAGAAGGGCAAGGUCGUUAAGAAAAUCAUCAGCGGCAUUAAGGGCUCAGGCAAGAGUGUGCACCUGCUCCAGGCUAUGGCAAUUGGAUUCUUGAAAAACUGGGUCGUCAUCACUGUUCCUGAUGCCCGCGAACUUACAUGCGCCAACACCGCCUAUACCGCAGUGGAAGGCACCAAGCCUCUGCAAUACAUCCAGCCCAAUGCUACAUCAGCUUUGCUGACCCGCACUGUUGAGGCCAACCGCGAGCUCCUGGCCAAGCUCAAGGUGUCCCAGAAGCACCCGUCUUUGCCAAAGCUCGCACGCGGAGCGACCCUCGAGGAUCUUGCUAAGCUUGGAUUCAAUGACCCCGCCAUUUCUUGGAAUGUGUUCCAAGCUCUCUGGACUGAGCUCACUGCCUCAGCCCCGGCCCAGGGACUUGAGCAGGACUUUGAGCCCCGUCCUCCCAUGCUUGUUACCGUCGAUGAUAUGGCCCACUGGAUGACCGAAAGUGAAUACCGCGAUGCCGACUAUAACAAGAUCCAUGCUCAUGACCUAUACUUCGUCAAGCACUUCCUGUCCUUGUUGAAGGAAGGUGACUCUCUGAAGAACGGCGGUCUGCUUCUCUAUGCCACUUCAGCCUCAAACAACCCCAACCCCGUGGCCUUCAAUAUUGCUCUGGACCGCCUGGCUGCUCGUCAGGCUGGCAUCAGUCCUUCCGACCCCAAGUACCCCAACCCUGCAGCCUACAGAGAUGUUGAUGAGCGUGUCCUGGAGCUUUUGAAGCCCCUCGACAAAGCCACCAGCCCUCUCGAGGUGCAAGUCCUGGGCGGUCUUACUCGUGAUGAGGCCCGCGGCUUCUACGAGUACUUUGCUCGCAGCGGUCUCGUGCGCGACAUCAUCACUGAACAGUGGGUCGGAGAGAAGUGGAGCUUGUCUGGUGGCGGGAUCAUCGGCGAGCUGGAGAAGCUUGGUCGUCGUUACCGCUCUGCAUCUGCCUAA